Molecule: messenger RNA, 792 nt
Organism: Adineta ricciae
Lineage: Eukaryota; Metazoa; Rotifera; Eurotatoria; Adinetida; Adinetidae
Source: the annotation of a GenBank genome assembly
AUGGCAAAUGAAGAACUUGCAGAUUUUACCCCCAUACACGGUACAGACUUACUUACUGAAAUUCGAAAAGAUAUUGAAGAGACAAAAGGAUUGACUGACGAUGAUCGUACGAAUUGCAUGAAGAUUUGCCAACAAGUGGAAGAUGAACACAAACGACUGAAAAUCCAAUUUCUCAACAAAGCACUGUUUUUGAUCGAAGAGGCGUUGCAAACAUCGGAUCCACAAAAAAUUGUCCAAAUUCGUGAAGCAUGGGCACUGGCCUUUGAAAACCUAGUAGGACAAUGUAAAGUUAUCGCUGGUCCAUUGACUGAAAUGCUCGGCGUGUUGUCUCAGAGUGAUCAAGGAAUGAAAACAAAAUAUGCUUGUAUUAUAACCGGCAGUGUUGCUUCAUCACUUCUGGUUGGAAUUACUAUCGGAUUGGUUAUUGUUCAUUGCCAUCCAGGUUCCUUCCCACAAUUGGGAAUCGAGAGCAUUUUAGCAGUUUCUCUUGCUCCAUUGCUCGCUGUUGCGUUUGCUACGCACUGUUUUAUUCGGAAAAUUAUGUCAAUCGAUGUGUAUACGGCUCCUCGAAGACUUUUUGAUUUUGGUCGCUCGACUUUAGCCAAAUCGUUUCCGAAUUAUUUUGAGAAUCCAACGCAUGAACCAUCCGGAUCGGAAAUCGCAACGAUAAUUAAGAACUCAAUCGAUACACUCAAUAUAAAUGAAGAACUCUGGCAAGAUCAUCAGGCACUUGAAUCAAUGAAAAACUCGAUUCGACAUGAACUUGCACGUUUACAAAAAUCAGAAGACUAA